Messenger RNA from Ceratotherium simum simum (southern white rhinoceros), 5338 nucleotides. RefSeq names its product ubiquitin specific peptidase 13 (gene USP13). Gene Ontology annotation, molecular function: cysteine-type deubiquitinase activity; zinc ion binding; protein binding. The record is from RefSeq and is a predicted model, not a curated record. Gene Ontology annotation, biological process: protein deubiquitination. NCBI's taxonomy places the organism in Eukaryota, Metazoa, Chordata, Mammalia, Perissodactyla, Rhinocerotidae.
CGCGGCCAUGCAGCGCCGGGGCGCCCUGUUCGGUAUGCCGGGCGGCAGCGGCGGCAGGAAGAUGGCUGCAGGAGACAUCGGCGAGCUGCUGGUGCCCCACAUGCCCACGAUCCGCGUGCCCAGGUCCGGGGACAGGGUCUACAAGAACGAGUGCGCCUUCUCCUAUGACUCCCCCAAUUCUGAAGGUGGACUCUAUGUAUGCAUGAAUACAUUUUUGGCCUUUGGAAGGGAACAUGUUGAAAGACAUUUUCGAAAAACUGGACAGAGUGUAUACAUGCACCUGAAAAGACAUGUGCGAGAGAAGGUAAGAGGAGCAUCUGGGGGAGCUUUACCAAAAAGGAGGAAUUCCAAGAUGUUUUUAGAUCUAGAUACUGAUGACGAUUUAAAUAGCGACGAUUAUGAAUAUGAAGAUGAAGCCAAACUUGUUAUUUUCCCAGACCACUAUGAAAUAGCACUACCAAAUAUUGAGGAGUUACCAGCCCUGGUAACAAUUGCUUGUGAUGCAGUUCUCAGCUCAAAAUCUCCAUACAGAAAGCAGGACCCAGACACAUGGGAAAAUGAAUUGCCAGUCUCCAAAUAUGCCAAUAACCUCGCCCAGUUGGACAAUGGAGUCAGGAUUCCUCCAAGUGGUUGGAAGUGUGCCAGGUGUGACCUGCGGGAAAACCUCUGGUUGAACCUGACGGAUGGCUCUGUGCUGUGUGGGAAGUGGUUCUUUGACAGCUCUGGGGGCAACGGGCAUGCGCUGGAGCAUUACAGAGACAUGGGCUACCCUCUAGCUGUGAAGCUGGGAACCAUCACUCCCGACGGGGCAGAUGUUUAUUCUUUUCAAGAAGAGGAACCUGUUUUGGACCCUCAUUUGGCUAAGCACUUAGCACAUUUUGGAAUUGAUAUGCUUCACAUGCAUGGGACAGAGAACGGGCUCCGGGACAAUGACAUCAAGCCUCGGGUCAGUGAGUGGGAAGUGAUCCAGGAGACGGGGACGAAGCUGAAACCCAUGUAUGGCCCCGGGUACACGGGUCUCCAGAACCUGGGCAACAGCUGCUAUCUCAGUUCUGUCAUGCAGGCCGUCUUCAGCAUCCCCGAAUUCCAGAGAGCGUAUGUAGGAAAUCUUCCAAGAAUAUUUGACUACUCUCCUUUAGAUCCAACACAGGAUUUCAACACACAGAUGACUAAGUUAGGACAUGGCCUUCUCUCAGGCCAAUAUUCAAAACCUCCAGUGAAAUCUGAACUCAUAGAACAGGUGAUGAAGGAGGAACACAAGCCUCAACAGAAUGGGAUCUCUCCACGCAUGUUUAAGGCCUUUGUAAGCAAGAGCCACCCAGAAUUCUCCUCCAAUAGACAGCAGGAUGCCCAGGAAUUUUUCUUGCACCUGGUGAAUCUGGUAGAGAGGAACCGCAUUGGCUCAGAAAACCCAAGUGAUGUUUUUCGGUUUUUGGUGGAAGAACGUAUUCAGUGCUGUCAGACCCGAAAAGUCCGCUACACGGAGAGGGUGGAUUACCUGAUGCAGUUACCUGUGGCCAUGGAGGCAGCAACCAACAAGGAUGAGCUGAUCGCCUAUGAAUUAACGAGAAGGGAAGCAGAAGCAAACAGAAGACCCCUUCCUGAGCUGGUUCGUGCCAAGAUACCAUUUAGUGCCUGCCUUCAGGCCUUUUCUGAACCAGAAAAUGUUGACGAUUUCUGGAGCAGUGCCCUACAGGCAAAGUCUGCGGGUGUGAAAACAUCUCGCUUUGCCUCAUUCCCUGAAUACUUGGUAGUGCAGAUAAAGAAGUUCACUUUUGGUCUUGACUGGGUUCCCAAAAAAUUUGAUGUUUCUAUUGAUAUGCCAGACCUACUUGAUAUCAACCAUCUCCGAGCCAAGGGGUUACAGCCAGGAGAGGAGGAGCUUCCAGACAUCAGCCCCCCCAUAGUCAUUCCUGAUGACUCAAAAGAUCGCCUGAUGAACCAAUUGAUAGACCCAUCAGACAUCGAUGAGUCAUCAGUGAUGCAGCUGGCUGAGAUGGGUUUCCCUCUAGAAGCAUGUCGGAAGGCUGUGUACUUUACUGGAAAUAUGGGAGCCGAGGUGGCCUUCAACUGGAUCAUUGUUCACAUGGAGGAGCCAGAUUUUGCCGAACCACUGACCAUGCCUGGUUAUGGAGGAGCAGCUUCUGCUGGAGCCUCUGUUUUUGGUGCUACUGGAUUGGAUAACCAACCUCCGGAGGAAAUUGUAGCUAUCAUUACCUCCAUGGGAUUCCAUCGAAAUCAGGCUAUUCAGGCACUACGAGCGACAAAUAAUAACCUGGAAAGAGCACUGGAUUGGAUCUUUAGCCACCCUGAGUUUGAGGAAGACAGUGACUUUGUGAUCGAGAUGGAGAAUAACGCCAAUGCAAACAUUAUUUCUGAGGCCAAGCCUGAAGGACCUAGAGUCAAGGAUGGAUCUGGAAUGUAUGAACUAUUUGCAUUCAUCAGUCACAUGGGAACAUCUACAAUGAGUGGCCAUUAUGUUUGCCAUAUCAAAAAGGAAGGAAGAUGGGUGAUCUACAAUGAUCACAAAGUUUGUGCCUCUGAAAGGCCCCCUAAAGACCUGGGCUACAUGUACUUUUAUCGCAGGAUACCAAGCUAAACCUCAGACAGACAAAUUGGCGAGAAGAAGCCAUGCGCCUUUUUAAUUUGCCAAAAAAAAGAAAAAGAAAAAAGUUGGAACAGCCAGACAUGAAGGAAUACAUGGGGUAUUUAUAGUUUAUUUAAAGAACAUCAUUUGACAUCUGAAAUAGAACUGGGAAGAAAUUUCUAUUAGUGAUGAUACACUACUGUAGAUAGUUUUUCUUUUUAUAAAUGUUCAAGGAGAGGAUGAUUUUUUAAAAAAAGUAUUCAUAUUGCUGGUGGGGGAUCUGCCACUGGCACAUCAAAAAUGAGAAUGUGCCACCAGCCCUCUAUUUUGCUUUGGGGGUCAGUGGUAGUGGCCUCCAGAGAAACCGAGUAAUGGGGCCAGUCGUGUGGCCUCACCCACAAUAAACGAAAAGCCCACUUUUGUUUCAUAUCGAAAAUCAGUAACUGAGCUGGGCUUUAUUUGUGACAUAAUUUUUUCAUUACACACAAUAAUUUCUGACCUAUCUAUGUAUAGUAGAUUACAGCAUCUGCAAUGAAAGAUAUUUUUAAUUUAAUCAUAUCGAAAUACAUACUACAAUUGUGUGAAUGUGUGUGAGAAUGAGACCAAGAGUGUGAGACCUUUAUAGUCAACUAGAAAAUCUGUGACAGGUUGGUUUUUAAAGGUUAAAACAGUUGAGAUUAAGCAUAGCUAGACAAAGCAAGUAAAUAGUUGAAAGAAACUAUAACUCAGGAACAGUUUAAAAAAUUAGUUCCCCGCUUAGAUUUUCAGGCGUAAAAAGGGCUGAGUUGUCCCUUUAAGUGCUGUCAAGAAUUCAUUUGGGUUUGUGACAUUUGAUGGUGUAAAGCCAGAUGCCCACAGGAGCACAAUACCGUACUUUGCCAAAGGUAGACGAGUUCUGUUUCUCAGCAGCCCUUCCCGCUAAGGUAUAGUGUGUAUUUUUAGUUAAAAUAGCUGAUCUCUUCUUACCGUAACACAUGACAACUCCCUGGAGUCAUGUUAAGUGCCCCAAAUUUGUCUGUAAUUUUCUCGUCUCUAAGCUCUUUGCCUGCCUCCAUGUCUACGUUUUUUGGGGCCAGAGUCCCAACUCUGCCCUUUCUUGGCUAAUCACCUCCUGACUUGCCUUCACUGCUUAUCUGCUGCGACCACAGCAUGAUCUUGGGUACUUGAAGGGUUUCAGAUGCAAAGAAACUUUAUAUGACAUUAUGAAAGACCAUCAUUUACAUUUCAGUAUUUCAGUAUUUUCGUUGUAACCUGAGGUUAGAUCAGAGUUUCAAAUGUGAGGAAAAAAUGGAAUGAUAAUGCUAUAUAAUUUUCCUACUGCCCUGUGCCAAAUUCCAGGGUCUCUGGAAUUUCUAUUUCAGAUUAUUCAGUCAAAUGAAAACUUUAUUGCUGUCUGCUAAAUGUGCAUUUGAUUGGUAGAAAGGCUCUCUCUAGAAAUUGUAGGAAAAUAAAGUAGAACCAGUUGGGUGAAAUACAGCGCAGAUGGUGGAUAAUGACAUGGUGAGUUUUAAACAAUCAGGAUUCUGGUUAUAAUGGGAUCGUCUCACAGGAGAUCAUUUACGCCAUGUCAGUGAUGGACACGGAGCCCGAGGCCUGUGGCCUGGACACCAGGGUGCUGCCCCUAGCUGAGCAAGUCCCUCAUCCUCCUUGUGCCUCACUUUUCUCAUCUGCACAAUGGUGUGAUGACGCUUGCCCUCUCUUUCCAACUGUGCUUUGAGGAUCUGGGGAGAUUUGAUAGGAUGAACCUUGAGGAGUAGCAGGUGGUGUGCCAUGUGGGUCUUAGUAGAGUAUGCUCCCUCCCUUCUCUCAUCUGAUGUUUUCUUCAAGUUGGGAACAAGUGAGAUUGGCAGAAGGAGGGAGCUCAUGGUGCAGUAAUUCUCUACUAAACUAUGCCUGCUUGUGUCACCUUUUAACAUUGACUCCAUAGCCUAAAGCAGCCCCACUCUGUUACAUGAGUCCCUGACUCCUGUCGCAGUCUCCACGCUGAGCAGCCUUACAAAAUCCAGUCUCUUUAGGGCUGAGUACCAUAGAAUAAUGACUCCAAACACACAUCAAAAAUGACUUCUUUUCAAUGCUAUUAUAAAGCGAAGGCCUUUUUGGGGGUGGGAGGGUGACUGGGGAUUUGGAUUGAAAUGUGGACAGCGAUAGCAUGUGUAUUUUGAACAAAAAAAUUUUAUGAUAAACUUUGCAAAAUUAAUGAUGUAAAAUCAGUAUAUAAGAUUAUAGGCUAUAUAUUAUUUAAUUUCAUUAAGUAGAAAAAGAAAUUUAGCCUUUUUGAUGCCUAAUCAUAUUGUAAGAAAGUAUAAUAUGGCUGCCCUUUUUUUUCUGCCUCACAAAACGAAGGGCUAUUUCUACAAGGCAAAGUUUUGUAUAUGUGCUUAUUCUUUAUUUCAGAUUAAGAAUUGGGAAAAACUGGAGCAAAUAAUGGAUUUCUUUCUUACUUAAAAAUGUAUUUAUGUGUAUACCUUAAUAUAUACAAGGCAGGUUUCCCUGGAAUUAAAAGUCUGGAACAUACUGCUUAAUUUUACACCUGUGUGUAGAUGAGACUAUUUGUUACGGAAAACUGGAAUAAUGUGUGGAUUUUGUAAACUGAUUAUCAGCCUGUUAGGAGUCCUCUGUGUGAGGCGUGGUGGUAUAAUUGUGAAAUUCUCACUGUGUGUGGAUGUACGUGUGAAAGAGAGCACUUUUUUCCUGUAAAUAUCUUUUGAUAUCCAUUUGUGUAAAAUCCCAAUGAAUGUGUCUUUGAAAAAU